Molecule: messenger RNA, 348 nt
Organism: Nezara viridula (southern green stink bug)
Lineage: Eukaryota; Metazoa; Arthropoda; Insecta; Hemiptera; Pentatomidae
Source: the annotation of a GenBank genome assembly
AUGAGAUGCGCUGAGGAUUUACUCUCAUUAGGAGCGGCAGUGGCGAAUGAGGGAGCUGGUAUUGACACCUCGCUGGAGUUGCGCAGAGGGCCCGCGUCCACGGUUACCUUAGCUACCCGACACAGCAUAUGCAGUGCCGAAGAUGGGAAAGGUCCAGUGUGGAGGUUUUUCCCCCCUUACCUGCACGGGCACGGCUAUGAGAUGAGCGGGGCGACUGGGGGCCCAGUGCCCGGCCACGAGGUUUUGGCACCGGCACCCGCCGACAUGGUACACCCGGAUUCGACCGACAGCUACGUCACCUAUCUUGAGAGCGACGACUCCUUGCAGCAAGACGCAUCAAGCCCAUAA